AUGUAUUCCUCUAUAGACUCGGCCGCUCCCCGGUCCUCCUCGGGCAUGGCCUCCCCCCAAAGAAUUCCCUCUUCACGAUCGAGGGCCCUGAGCAUAUCCAGCGACCGGCCGUCGACCGUCGCACACAGCUUGAUGUCGCCCCCUUUGACAGUGUCACCUGAACCGGCCUUCAUCGCCGCCUCAGCUGCUUCGCAAAUUGUCACCAACGAUCACGACAGCCAUGCUGAAGCCUGGUACGAUCAGCAUGGCAUUGAGCCAUCGGGCGAGACAGCAGCCGUGUCGCCCGCCGCCUUGCAGCUGGUCAACAGCUUUCUCGAUCAGCUGCUCUUUAACUUUCUCUGCGUGUCCCGCUCCACUGCCCUCUCUGCUUUGCGUCCGGCCGUGUCCGAAGUGCUGAAGCCAAAGCUCGCCAAGGAUGCCAUAAACCAGGCCGACGAGGAACUUCGCGAGUAUCUCGGAGGCGAGGAGGAGCUUCCUGCUGAAGCCCAGGGGCAGGACCCUGUUUCCGCAAGCGAUUGGGACGUUGAACUGGUGUGGAAGCGGACCCGCCUGCGGUGCAUGGUGUAUUCGUCGCUCGGGGACAUGGAGGAGGAGGACGAGGACUACUACACGGAGCAGGGCCAUCUCGAGACGGGAACCGACGACCGGCUGUCCGAGGCCGUGUCUCCUGCAGUCGCCAUCUUCCUGACAUCGAUACUGGAAUUUAUGGGGGAACAGGCCCUCAUUGUGGCCGGUCAGGCUGCUUAUCACCGCAUGCGCGUGAAAUAUGACAAGGAGCUGAAAGAGGGCCUGCGGAGCCCGACGGGGGUUGCCGACAAAAUCGUGGUGGAGGAGCUCGACAUGGAGCGGGUCGCCCUGGACCGCACGCUGGGCCGAUUGUGGAGAUCAUGGAAGAAGAAGAUUCGAACUCCGACCGCUGGGACCAUGGAGCGUCUGGCCAGAUCCUUUUCGGGUGAUUCGACGCGUGGGGCAGGCCACCUGCGGUCCCCCAGCAGCACGGCGGAACUGAUGGUUCCAGCCACGGUCCUGGAGCCAGAAGCUGCUGUCGAGGGCGAAGUCGAGAACGUUGCGCAAGAGACAGUUGAAGGGGCCCAAAAGCUCAUGGAGGACGAAUAUCUGACAGCGGCGGCGAUUCCGCUGCCAAUGGGACCAAAUGAUGUGGAGGAGAUCGAGGUGCCCGGACUGGCGCCCACCUACGAAGAAGACGAGGAAGAGAAGGCCGCUGUUGGGCAAAGCGAGCAGCAGCCCGCCCGGCCCAAGAGCAUGAUUAUACUUCCGCUAGCUACCGGACUGCUCACCCCCGCAUCGUCUCGACCGCAAACACCAAUUGUCGCACGUCGCAAACGCUCGAACUCGCUGCCGACUCCAAUCACUACUCCUUACCUCUCCCCGAUCGAAGCCCCCGCUGCGCCUUUGGACGAGAACCAGCCGAUAGACACCUCUGAUGCUGCGGUGGAGGAACAAGUCCAGCCGUCAGAAGGGACUGCUGUUCAGAUCCAGGUCGCCCCUUCAGUUGUCACUCAGCUCGAAACCGUCGAAGAGGACCGGAUCGAUGAGGAGGAGGAGGAGGUCUCGAUCGAGGAGCCUCGUAUCAUUAGGUCCUCCCGCGUCUCGAUCCUGGGAGGACGGAAUCCGUCACCAACAUUCCCUGAAAAUGGAAAACCGACCAUGAUCAACACAAACCUGCCGGUGAGGUCACCGAGCAUUCACUCGGCAAGGCUGAUCGAAGUCACCAGCCCUCGGAGCCCGGUGGUGACGUCUGCACGCAACUCGCUGGUGGCCACAGACUCGUCUCGCGGACCCAGCCCCUCCCGUCUGAGCGGCGCUGAUACUCCUCCUAUUCCAGACGAGCGCCCGCGCCGUUCUCCGGACAGCGUCUUCCGUUCCCGACUCUCUGUCAACUAUGCCCAUCGUUCAGGGCUGGCAGCGAACGACCUGGCCUCGGAGACUGAGAAUGACUAUGCCGUGUCCCCUGUCACCCCCAUCAGCCCUGGCAGCGGCAACAACAACAGCCUACCAGUGAUUCUGGAAGCCACAUCGAGAGAGCCUCGCGAAAUCGAGAGUACAACUGACGAACAGCAAAACCCCAUAUCUGCUGUCCCUGUCAAUGCCGAGCGUGCUACAACACCGUCCUCGCAGAAGGCGCUCACCAAGGUUACCAUAUUGCCAUCUACGUCUUCGUCUCCAUCGAGACCAUCGACUGCGGCGAGCUCAACCUUCUUUAUCGAAUCGAUGCCUGUGCUGGCCGAAGGAAAAGCAGCAAAAGAUAAACACCAAUGGGCCAAACCCACAAACUCUCGGCUGUCGACAGGCACCACACCAGCGCCCGCUGUCCCCGAGCGAAGUGCCGGAAGACAGGCCGUGGCAAACACAUCAGCCCAACGCCAACCGGCCACCAUUGGCCAGGUGUCGGUGGAGAGGUCUCGCAACGAUAGUGGUCUUGAAGCCCCCGGGGCGUCUUCCAAGCAGCAACGCGGCUCAGGCUCACCCGGGUCAACCAAGAUCAAGCCUGUGCGAACCUCGGAAGAGGGAAUGCAGGCACGUAUUGAUGUGGUGCGGAACUUUGAGGAACUCAUCCAGAGCGACCAGACUAUCCAGUACACACUGACUCCUGAAAACAUGCGAGACAACAACUCCCAGUCAUCAACACGGCAAAAGGGUUCUGGGAGUCCCGUCAUCUCGGUCAAGACCAGGAAGAGUGAGGACGCACGCCAAAACCCGCCGCGGUCCCGCUCGUCGUCGGCGGCCAGGCCUGGCGAAAUGGGUGCCUCUGGGUCCAACAACCCACGUUCGGUGGGACAUGCUCACCAGUCGAGCGACACCCACCACAGUCUGAGGAGCUAUCCCACAAGCAGCAGCAAGCAUGGAGGCGUGGUGCCGCGAUCGACUCCACCGGGCCCGUCCAAGCCACGUGGAAACAUACCCCAAGCCCGGGACGCGAGAUUGCCUCGAGAGUCCAUGGCAGAAUUUGCGGAGUUCAUCCGCUCCACCGGACCCCCCGGCGGCGGCGCGGCUCCUGUCAAUGCGCUCGCUGGGUCCGGUGGCUCGCGAAAUCCGGGAAUGGUGUCAAUGGCUAGCGUGGCCUCCAGCAAGGGAUCCAUGACGAGCAACCCCAACAGACCAAGGCUUCAGGCCCGUGAUGCCGCCGUGGACUACAAGGAUGACAACUCUGACCUGAUCGAUUUCAUCCGCCGCGGUCCCCCGAGCCUCAACCCGCGGAUCCCCAAGGCUGUUGCCCCUUUCCGAACCACCAUGGACUCGGAUCAGAUGUCGGGAGCCGUUGGCGGUCGGGCCGUCGACGCCCACCUCAACGAGGCCGAGAUGAGGGGCAACGACUCGACCAGCUCGGUUCCCCCUUCUAUUCAGUCGUCUAUCAACUCGCAGAGCGCCCUCCUAGCCGGAAGAAACAAGCCUCUCCCCACCUCGCACCCUGCCCCUACGCCCAACGAGAUGGACUUCGACAUGCCGAUACCCAAGCGCAAGACUCGGCGCGUUCGCGACCCAUAUGCCAUUGACCUCAGCGACGAGGACGAGAUGAUGCUCGAGGAGGAGCCAACGCCCAAACCCAAACGACCAGCGGCCAAGGAGGAGAGUCUGAUUGACUUUCUGAACAACUAUGCCCCACCGCCCGAGCCAACUGUCUUGCCUUUUGCCACCCAAGAGACUCAAGCAGCGGCAGCUGCGCGAAACAGGCCCAAGAAGAAGUCGAGCUCGGCGAGCCUGAUGGCUAGGUUGACGAGGCGUGACAGCGGACAGGGUGGCGGACCAGGUUCUGGCUUCAUGGGUGGGCCCAAGGUUGCUCAGCUUCCUGCAGCUGAGUCCAGAAGUCUGAGCAGCCGGGCUAGCGCCGGUAUGGGCGGGACAAUGGGUGGAAGAAGCUAUACCCCCCUUCAAGUGGCGCCCAACAUGAGCUCGAAGGCAGCAGCCAUGAUGGGCGGUGGUCCACCCCCCAGUAUGGCCAACCGGCCGCCGGUGGGAGGCAGCGGACGGGUCCCGAUGAAGAAAUUUGAGCCACGCGACGCUGUUUCGGUGCCUUCCCGAGGUACUUCUGACCUGGCCGACUUUCUCAAGCACUCGGGUCCUCCGCCAGGCAUGACAAUGGCAGCCCCAUUCCCAGAGCCCAUGUCCCCUGAACAUCGCCGGCGGGAAUCGAACACUAUCUCAAAGGUCUUUGGAAGGAGGAAAAAGCCGAGCAUUUCUUGA
This is a messenger RNA of Podospora bellae-mahoneyi, 4203 nucleotides long. RefSeq lists its product as uncharacterized. The record is from RefSeq and is a predicted model, not a curated record. Lineage: Eukaryota; Fungi; Ascomycota; Sordariomycetes; Sordariales; Podosporaceae. The transcript has 2 exons. Gene Ontology annotation, molecular function: protein heterodimerization activity. The coding region runs from base 1 to 4203 and encodes 1400 amino acids.